Drosophila ficusphila is the source of this 1313-nucleotide messenger RNA. RefSeq names its product lysosomal aspartic protease-like. Gene Ontology annotation, biological process: cell death; proteolysis. The coding region runs from base 9 to 1184 and encodes 391 amino acids. The record is from RefSeq and is a predicted model, not a curated record. Gene Ontology annotation, cellular component: lysosome. Lineage: Eukaryota; Metazoa; Arthropoda; Insecta; Diptera; Drosophilidae. Gene Ontology annotation, molecular function: aspartic-type endopeptidase activity. The transcript has a single exon.
CCGCAGACAUGAGACAGCUCUUGGUUUUAUUGGUGCUGAUCGGAAUUGGCCUUUCCGAAGCCAAGUUGAAUCGAGUGAAGCUCCAGGUGAACAGGAAUUUCACCAAGACCCAUGGAAGUGUGAAGGCUGAGAAGUCCUUGUUGGCUGUUAAAUACUCUUUUCUGGCGGAAUCGAGUACGAGUGCAUCAACGGGUACAGAAACUCUGCAUAACUCCCUGAACAACGAAUACUACGGAGUGAUUUCAAUUGGAACCCCCAAGCAGAGGUUCAAUAUUCUCUUCGACACGGGAUCCUCCAAUUUGUGGGUGCCAAGUUCCCAAUGCCCUAAAUCGAAUACCGCUUGCCAAAGACACAACAAAUACGAUUCAUCGGCUUCUAGUACUUAUGUGGAAAAUGGUGAGGCGUUCGAAAUCCAAUACGGAACUGGUAGUUUGUCCGGAUUCCUCUCAACCGAUACUGUUUACAUUGCGGGAAUUGGCAUCCAAAGUCAGACUUUUGGCGAAGCCAUCAAUGAACCAGGAACCACUUUCGUGGAUGCUCCUUUUGCCGGAAUCCUUGGAUUGGCCUUUGCCUCGAUUGCCGCGGAUGGAGUGACUCCUCCUUUCGAUAACCUCGUUUCCCAGGGUCUGCUGGAUCAGCCUGUGAUCUCUUUCUACCUUAAGAGACAAGGAACUGCUGUUAAGGGAGGAGAACUGAUCCUCGGAGGCAGUGACUCCAGUCUCUACAAGGGAAGCCUCACUUACGUUCCCGUUUCGGUUCCCGCCUACUGGCAAUUCAAGGUGAACACCAUCAAAACCAAUGGCAUUGUGCUGUGCAAUGGUUGUCAGGCAAUCGCUGAUACCGGAACCUCCUUGAUUGUGGUUCCCCAGGCGGCCUACACCAAAAUCAAUCGCCAGUUGGGAGCAGAGGAUAAUGGUGGAGAGGCCUUCGUGAGAUGCGGAAGAAUCCCAACUCUGCCCAAGGUUAACCUCAAUAUCGGUGGCACUAUCUUCACUCUGGCACCCCGGGAUUAUAUAGUCAAGAUCACCCAGGGUGGCACAACCUACUGCAUGUCCGCAUUCACCACAAUGUCGGAUGUUUCCUUCUGGAUUCUGGGUGAUGUCUUCAUCGGAAAGUUUUACACUGAGUUCGACAAGGGCAACUCGAGGAUUGGUUUUGCCCGAGUCGCUGACUACGUGGUUUAAUUUUGAAUGGAUUUAUUAUUUCAAGAGGAACAUUUAUUUGGAUACCAAAAAACCAUGACAAACACCAAAUGCCAUAACAAAAAAAUAGACAAGAUUUUAGAACAUUUAAACUAGUGAAAAUAUGGUAAU